CAAGUACUGUACCCGCUUUAACAAACUAGCACGUUUUGUAGUUCAAUUCGGAGUAACAAAAGUUUCUGUGCAAAUCAGUGCAAAGCAUAACACAGCACGUUCCGUUGACGACAUCUCCCCCAACACCAGAAACUUUUCGCAUACCAAUAUUGAUGUCAGCCAGCUGGAAACAUGGACUUGACCCGCCCCGGCCGGACGCGGUUGGCAUCCUUGCCAUCGAGAUGUACUUUCCAACGCAGAAGGUGAACAUGGCGGACAUGGAGGCCGCAGACGGCUGUCCGGGCAAGUACACCCUCGGUCUGGGCCAGGAGGCGAUGGCGUUCUGCAGCGACCGCGAGGACGCGGUGUCCAUGUCGCUCACGGCGGCGCAGCGGCUCAUGGAGCGGUACGGCGUGCGGCCGCAGGAGGUGGGCUACCUGCAGGUCGCCACCGAGUCGGGAGUGGACCGCAGCAAGAGCAUCAAGUCGCAUCUCAUGCAGCUCUUCAACCAACAGCAGCCACAGCAGCAGCCCGCGCAACCCCAGCAGCCCUCCCAGCAGCAACCUCAGCCCCAGCAGGGGCCCUCCCGGCGCCCUGCUGCCGGCUGGGUCCCCACCGCGUCCGGCCCCCCCGCCGAGGGGGUGGACUGCAUGCACGCUUGCUUCGGAGGCACCUCGGCGCUGAUGGCGGCAGCAGCCUGGGUGGAGAGCCGCCGCUGGGACGGGCGCCUGGCGAUGGUGGUGGCGGCGGAUGUGGCGCUGUACGCGCCGGGCAGCGCAGCCAGACCCACGGGCGGCUGUGGCGCCGCCGCGCUGCUGGUGGGCCCCGACGCGCCACUGGUGCUGGAC
Astrephomene gubernaculifera is the source of this 827-nucleotide messenger RNA. Lineage: Eukaryota; Viridiplantae; Chlorophyta; Chlorophyceae; Chlamydomonadales; Astrephomenaceae. The record is from the annotation of a GenBank genome assembly.